This is a messenger RNA of Amoebophrya sp. A120, 440 nucleotides long. Lineage: Eukaryota; Dinophyceae; Syndiniales; Amoebophryaceae. The record is from the annotation of a GenBank genome assembly.
CACAUGCCCAUGCAACCGCGUUUGACAAGGUGAUGAGACAACAACUGCGGAACCGUUACCGUUCCCUUUCGCAAGAAGAGCUUGACGACCGCUUCGAGUUGUUGCGAAUCAACAUGCCCCCCUGGGUGGACAAAAAAGACUGGUGUGGCCUAGGGAAGAAGCUGAGCAAUUGCGUGGAGGCGUGUGGCUGCCGACCGGGUGCGCCGAUAGCCGAGAAAGAUUGGCCCGUUUACGUGGCGGCCGGAGUGGAAGCGGAAGAAUCUUCUGUGCGGCCGAAUCUAGGACCGGAGGGACUCGUUCUGUCACAACGACCACAAGAGGACGGUCCUCGUGCAGGAGCUGGAGUUCAAUUAGGCCUACAUGAUUAUCACGAGCAGAGGACCACGACGUCGACCAUGAUGCCAAGCUCGCUUGUAGUUCAUCAACAACAUGGACCAAGG